Molecule: messenger RNA, 553 nt
Organism: Culex quinquefasciatus (southern house mosquito)
Lineage: Eukaryota; Metazoa; Arthropoda; Insecta; Diptera; Culicidae
Exons: 4
Coding region: 1-345 (114 amino acids)
Source: RefSeq, a predicted model, not a curated record
AUGCCAUCGCACUCCGCCUCGUUGGAUGUCGCGGCUGCCGAGGUGAUCUUCGCCGAUGGCUUCGAGGACUGCACCGCCUUGGGAACUGCCGACCGGGCAGCAGACGACGCAGGGGAACUCGAUCGUCUGCGCAUACUUCGGGAGUUCACCCUUCUUGACGGUAGCUUCCCACUGCUCGCGUGUCUCACGAUCCAAGCAAGACGACAGAAUGUUGACGACGAACAACUCCGAUACACCCAGCAGCUCCUGCUUGUGGUACCCUGCAAGAUCCCGUUGAUGUGGAUGUCGAUGAUCAGGCGUUGGUUCUCGUACCGAUCCUCGAGAAUCUCCCACGCGUGCGCAUAGUUGUUGUCCUGAAGCGUCUUCGUGUCGAUCAUGCCCGUCGCCGCUCCCACCAGGGACUUGUCCAAGUAGUGCAGCUUGAUGGCGUCCGAGUCUGGCGAGUUCUUCAUCAGCUCCAGGAACAUCGACUUGAACUUCGGCCAGUUCUCGUACUGGCCGUCAAACGUUGGAAUCGGUGCUCGCAACGGCGUCUGCUGGACAAUCACCUGCU